UGAUCUGAAUGUUUGUCAGGAAAACGUUCAUCUCCAAUCUGCUGGCUGGACUUUUGUCCCAGGUGUCUCUUAUCUCAGAGGAGUCACGCCCUGGAAACACCAGAUUAACAUACUGACACUAUCUUCUGGAAGAGGCUGAGUCAGUGCACUCCACUCUGGAGGUCUGAUGCCCGAGUUCACUUCUGUUGUACAAGAAAACACAUGUCCCCUGGAGCCAUGGUCUUUUAUCGGGUAACAAAGCAGAGGAUGGGUCAUGAUCCUCUGUCAUGUGACCAGGAGAUGAAGACAAAGGUCAGGCAGGGUCCAUGAAGCUGAAGCUGAAGUGCAGCUGAUGAGACGUUCUCCCGUGGGUCUUCAGCUGCUGCAUACAUUGAGCAGGGCAGGAGUUGAACCAACAACCUGCCAUUCUCAGACCCUGGCAGGACGGAGGCUUUCUAGAGGUCUGUGAUGUUCCAUUAUGCUUGGACACAAACAACAAAUAGGAAGGAGGAAGCAGCUCCACGUCCUGGGUCUAUUCACUUACAACUUUGACUAGUGUGGUUGUUUGUAGCAGCUCUGCACCAAAAGUGUUCUUCUCUGCAUGGUCAACCUGACACUUGGAGGCGUGUCUGCGCGUGCGUGUGCGCGGACGUGAUUGUCUGCGCGCGUGUAGCUGCGAGAGCGCGCGUGUGCGUGCGAGAGCGAGAGAGACAGAUUUAGAGCGGCUCACACCAGAGUGUCGGCGAGUGAGAGCGCGAUCUUCAGCUCGUGUCGGACCUCAGAGCGGCUGGACCUGCGUGUAUGUGAGAUGGAUCUGUGACGAUGGACCCGAGGAGGAGGAGGACGGCCGUUCCGGUGCCGUGCUGGCAGGUUCUGGUUCUGGUUCUGGUGGAGGUGACAGAGGAAGUGAAGCUGAGGGACCUGAAGAAUGAAGGACUGGACUUCUGCACCGAGCCCUUCAACCCGCAGAGCUACUACAAUGGCUCCGUCUCACAGACGGAGUCGGGCUCCUCCUGCCUGAAGUGGACAGACUUCCCAGACUACAUGCAGCAGUACCCGGGAAGGGGCCUGGGGGACCACAACUUCUGCAGAAACCCGGACCACGAGGACCGGCCCUGGUGCUUCUUCAGGAGGAGCUCUGGUGCCAUCGGCUGGGCCUUCUGCGACUGUCGUCAAGGUGCCGCUAGGCUGGUCGGUGGAGCGACAGGCAGAAGUGGGCUCCUGGAGGUCUUCCUGAACGGCCAGUGGGGGGCAGUGUGCGACACUCACUGGAUUGACCGAGAUGCCGCCGUCAUCUGCAGGCAGCUGGGCCUUGGUGAGAUAGGUACAGCCAUGCAACAUUCCUACUUCACUCCUGCAUCACUGUUCCACUACGAGCGUCUGGGUUGCCGUGGAGACGAGACUUCUCUCCUGGAAUGUCGAAGCAGAAAGUUUGUUAGCGGUGAUUGUAGUCAUGGGAACGAGGCUGGAGUGAUCUGCGCCGAACCUGAAGCCACCGCUGUCCCCGUCAGGCUGGUGGGAGGUCUGGAGGACUUUGAAGGUCGGGUGGAGGUCUACCACGCUGGCCGUUGGGGGACGAUCUGUGGUGGUCGCUGGGACGACACAGACGCCGAAGUGGUGUGCCGACAGCUUGGUCUUGGAGGUGUGGCUCGCUCGUGGAAAUCGGCCCAUUUUGGUUCAGGCACCGGACCCAUCUUCUUUUCCGGCGUCCGCUGCAGCGGCAACGAGCUCUCGCUGGAGGACUGUCCUCGUGACAAGUGGCAGCAACAGGACUGCAACCAUUCGGAGGACGUUGGGGUCUCGUGCAACCCCUACACAGAUGGAAGUGUACGCCUGGUUGGUGCGAAUGCCCCUUGGGAGGGCCAGCUAGAGGUCUACCACCAGGGGGAGUGGGGGUCCGUGUGCGAUGACAACUGGACCCAACUCAACGCGCAGGUGGUGUGCAGACAGCUGGGCUUCAGGGGUCGAGCUGAGGUGGCCCCUGAGGGGAUGCUUGAAGAGGGCAGAGGGAAGAUUCUCCUGGACGAGGUGGAGUGUCGGGGAGACGAAGCUUCCUUGACGUCCUGCAGGCACUCUGGAUGGGGUCAGCACGACUGCUCCCACAGCGAAGAUGUCAGGAUCCGCUGCGAGAGGGAGUCGGACAGCAACCGCAUGUCUGACCUGCUGCCUCCUGUCGGUCCGGUGGUGCGUCUGGUGGCAGGUGAGAGCAGGAGGGAGGGCAGGGUGGAGGUGUUCAUGAGGGGCCAGUGGGGGAGUGUGUGUGACGACGGCUGGAGCGACGUGAACGCAGCUGUGGUCUGCAGACAGCUCGGAUUCACUGGGGUUGCCAAAGCUCGGUCCAUGGCCUACUUUGGCGAGGGUCAAGGUCCGAUCCAUCUGGACAACGUCCGGUGUUCGGGCUCGGAGCGGUCUCUCGGAGAGUGUGCGGCGGUGAGCGGGGAGGAGCAUGACUGCCGCCACAGUGAGGACGCCGGCAUCAUUUGUGACUACAAGCUGGAACAUCCAGGAGAGGGCGCAAUGGAGACCUGCGGCAUGAGACUCAACAACCGGCGGCGGCGACGGAUCAUCGGAGGCGACAAGUCUUUGAGAGGUGACUGGCCGUGGCAGGUGUCUCUCUGGCUCAGGUCUCAGUCAAGAGGCAGUCAUCCUCUGUGUGGAGCUUCACUUAUCGACCCCUGUUGGCUGGUGACGGCAGCGCACUGCUUUAAGAGGUUCGGAACAGAUCCGAGUCAGUACGUGCUGCGACUAGGAGACUACCACACCGAGGAGCAGGAUGAUUUCGAGCGCACCUUGUCACCGGCUCAGAUCGUAGUGCACAGGAAGUAUCACAGCAAAGGCUGGGAGAACGAUAUCGCACUGGUGCGGCUCAAGGGCACAGAGGGCAGUUGUGUGGCGUUCAACCCUCACACUGGGCCGGUCUGUUUGCCGGAAGCAGGCAGCAAGUGGGAGAAGAGACCUGCUGCCUGUGUGAUCACUGGCUGGGGCGUGACAGAGCAGGAGUACUCACGGACGCUCCUGCAGGCCUGGGUGCCGCUGCUUCCUGCGUGGAGGUGUAAAAGACAAUAUGGCGGUCGCUUCACCAGCCGCAUGCUGUGUGCUGGUAGCUUGUCAGAGCGCCACCGUGUGGACAGUUGCCAGGGGGACAGUGGUGGACCUUUGGUUUGCCAGGUUAAGGGGGGCCAGUGGGUGCUGACGGGGGUCAUCUCCUGGGGUCAUGGCUGUGGUAACCCCUCCUUCCCGGGUGUGUACACGCGUGUCAGCAGGUUCCUGCGCUGGAUCGACAAAGUCAUGAACAAACCCUAUAAGAACUGAUGAUGACCAUGAGCUGUGGCAACAAGGGUUCGGACUAGUGUCAAGACUCGAGACCUUGACUGUUAGAUGUCAAACAUUUGGAUGAUUCCGCCUCACCUGGAGAUGAAGCUAACACAGGAUGGAGCUGAACUGAAGGAAGAGCGAAGCAGAAAGAAAGAACAAGAGAGGGAUGAAAAGGUGCAGGGACAACGUGAAGGCCCUGAAAACUCCUCAGGAACAUGCUUUUCACAUGACAUGAAUAAAUGUGCUCAAGAUGCUUCCAGAAACACAAAGAAGCAAAGCAAGAUAAUGACUUGGUUUCCUCAGGUUAACUGUUUUGGAGACAGGUGUUGGAGCCUCAGCAUGUGCUCACUGCUUCUUCUCAUGUCUGUUGUUGUUGUCUGUAUUGCUGCUUGUGUUGUUUGUAUAUACUGGGAUGGUUUAUUUAUUGAACCUACAUUGUCGUGUCACAUUCCUUGCUGAUUGAGAGGCCACUGCUGCAGUGUUGACUGAUGUUCUGGUUCGAAUAAAGGCUUCUCUCGCUGAUACAUGAUCAAUACGCGGACCAUCUCGGAUCUCACUUCAUAAAGAAGAUGUGUGUCUUGAAUCAGCUGAGAGACCUGUGUUCUUGUUUACCAUGGUCAGUGAACAAGCUCAGCUGUGGGUCCAGACUCAAUACAAAUUUCAUCUUCAACUGCACUGUCCACGACAGACUUUUCAGGUGAUUGAUGAUUUUAAUGCGAGAAUGAGGUCAAUGCUAAAUUGUGACAGCUAAAUUCUUU
Molecule: messenger RNA, 4052 nt
Organism: Synchiropus splendidus (mandarinfish)
Lineage: Eukaryota; Metazoa; Chordata; Actinopteri; Syngnathiformes; Callionymidae
Product: neurotrypsin
Exons: 14
Coding region: 802-3291 (829 amino acids)
Biological process (GO): proteolysis
Cellular component (GO): membrane
Molecular function (GO): serine-type endopeptidase activity
Source: RefSeq, a predicted model, not a curated record